Molecule: messenger RNA, 2529 nt
Organism: Pezoporus flaviventris
Lineage: Eukaryota; Metazoa; Chordata; Aves; Psittaciformes; Psittacidae
Gene: LENG8
Product: leukocyte receptor cluster member 8
Cellular component (GO): nucleus
Source: RefSeq, a predicted model, not a curated record
AAGCCCUCCGGGGAGGGAGGCAGGAGGAGGAAGCUCCGGCUGAGGUAACGCCGCCAUCUUGGGCUCCGCCAUUGCCGGGCCUAGGCCAGGCCCCGCCGAUGGCCGCCAACAUCGGGGACCAGCGGGCGCCCGAGUGGGCCGGGCAGUACGGCGGGGCCCGGGAGGGGGCUCUGGAGCCGCCGGCCCAUGAGAACCCUGAGUGGGAGAAGGCGCGGCAGGCGCUGGCCAGCAUCAGCAAAGCGGCGGCUGCAGGAGGGAAGGGGGCGGCGGGCGGAGGAGCGCAGUACUCCUCAUCGCAGGGGGACCCCAACCUGCAGCAGCCGCCUUACUACCAGUGGUACCAGCCCUAUGGCAGCUACUACCCCUAUGGCUACUACUACCCUAUGGGUGUUUACUCGGGUUAUGGGGCAACAACGACGCCAACAACAGCGGCCUAUGGGGCAGGGGGGGGCUACACUGCGGCCCCCCAACAGCCCCCCCAGCAGAGUGGCCUUGGCCAGCAGCCGCCAGUGCCGGGGCUGGACGAAGCCCCCCCUAUGGCAGCCCCCAGCCCCAGCGCCCCCCAACCCCCCCCCGCAGCCCCCCCCACCCCACAGCACCCUCCCCAUGGGGGGGGCAGCAGCGGCUGCUCCAACGCCUGGCGGGGGGGCUCGGGGACCCCCCAAGCGGCAGCUGCGCCCCCCCCUUACUCCCCCCACGGCUACAGCAGCGAAGGGCCCGGCCCAAAGGGCAAGAAGGGGCAGCUCUGGAGCCGCAUGAAGCAGGCCCCUGGCUCGGGGGGGCUCAAGUUCCAGCUGCCCAAGCGCCCCUUUGUGCUGAGCGGCUCUGGAUUUGCACCCCCCCCCGAGCAGCAGCAGCAGCAGCGCGGGGCCCCCCCGGCCCCCCCCACAACCGCCUUUGCCUCCCAGCCCGGCUCUGACAAGCACCAUGGACAUGGUGGGAAGCCCGAGGACUGGCCCCAGGACAUGAAGGAGUACGUGCAGCGCUGCUUCACCGCCUGCGAGUCCGAGGAGGACAAGGACCGCACCGAGAAACUGCUCAAGGAAGUGCUCCAGGCCCGGCUCCAGGACGGAUCCGCCUUCACCAUCGACUGGAGCCGGGAGCCCCUGCCUGGCCUCUCCCGUGACGCCCCCUCCGGCAGCCCCAAGAAGCCCCCACCCCGUUGGGCCCCGGCCGGAGGCUCGGGGGGGUCCCAGCCCCCGCCAAGGCCGGGGGGGGUCCUGGGGGGGGCCCCCCCCCACCGCGGCGGCGCCGGCGCCGGCCGCUCCCGCGGGACCGCAUUCGGCACCAAGUUUGGGAACAGGAACGUGUUCUUGAAGGAGAACAGCUCCUCCUCCAGCGGCGCCUCCCGAUCCCGACGCUCCUCGUCCCGCUCCCCCGCGCGCCGCUUCCGACGCAGUGAUUCGGACUCGGAGAGCUCAGGAUCGGGCCCCGAGGGGCGCCCCGGGACCCGCCGGGGGCCCCCCAAGAGCCGAGGGGGCCGGGGGGGGCCGGUGGAGCGCGGCGGCCGCUUGCGGGUGCAGAGAGGGAAGAGGCCGGAGCCGGGUCCCGGGCGCCGUCCCCGCCGCCGGGCGCCGCUGGAGCCCGAGGACCCGGAGAAGGAGGCGAAGCGGCAGCGCCGGGCGGCGCGGUUCCAACCGGGGCCCGGCCGCCGCCUGCGCUCGGAGCCGCUGGUGCUGCCCCUGGGCGCCGCGGCCGAGCCCCCGGGACCCGGCCCCGCUCCCGACUGGAACCAGCUCCAGAUCCUGGGAACCUGCCAGGACGUCACCAAGCGCUACCUGCGGCUGACCUGCGCCCCCGACCCCGCCACCGUGCGGCCCGUGCCCGUGCUGGUGCGGGCGCUGGCGCUGGUGCGGACGCACUGGCAGCAGCACCAGGACUACGCCUUCGCCUGCGAGCAGCUCAAGUCCAUCCGGCAGGACCUGACGGUCCAGGGCGUCCGCACCGAGUUCACUGUUGAGGUCUAUGAGGCUCACGCCCGCAUUGCACUGGAGAAGGGUGACCACGAGGAGUUCAAUCAGUGCCAGACGCAGCUGAAGGCGCUUUACAGCGAGAACCUGCCCGGGAACCAGGGCGAGUUCACGGCCUACCGCAUCCUGUACUGCAUGUUCACGCGCAACUCGGGAGAGCUGACCCUGGAGCUCGCCGCCCUUCCCCCCUCCCUCCGCCAGGCGCCGCUCGUGGCCCAGGCGCUUUCCCUCCGCUCCUCGUGGGCCCUGGGCAAUUUCCGCCGCUUUUUCCGCCUGUACCGGGCGCUGCCCCCCUCCCCCGCGCGCCUCAUCGACCUCUUCAUCGAGCGCGAGCGGCGCGGGGCCCUGCGCGCCCUCCUGCGAGCCUUCCGGCCGACGCUGCCGGUGGCCGCGGUCGGGGCCGCGCUGGCCCUGGACACCGCCGAGAGCCGCCGCCGCUUCCUGGGGGCGCUGCCCCUCACCUACAGCGGCCCCGACGGCAGCGCCAUCGACUGCAAGCGGAGCCUCCCGGCGCUGCCCCCCUGCUGACUCCGCUGCCCCACGGCGCUGCCCCAUAGCG